Messenger RNA from Staurois parvus, 311 nucleotides. The record is from the annotation of a GenBank genome assembly. Lineage: Eukaryota; Metazoa; Chordata; Amphibia; Anura; Ranidae.
AUUGUAGGAAAGUUAUAGAGUUCACAAACUAUGGUAUAGAUCUGAAAAGUCCAAGAAUGUCAGAACAGUACAGAUAUUCCCCAAAUGUCAGAACAGUACAGAUAUCCCCCAAAUGUCAGAACAGCACAGAUAUCCCCCAAAUGUCAGAACAGCACAGAUAUCCCCCAAAUGUCAGAACAGGACAGAUAUCCCUCAAAUGUCAGAACAGCACAGAUAUCCCUCAAAUGUCAGAACAGCACAGAUAUCCCACAAAUGUCAGGAUAGUAGAUAUCCCCCAAAUGUCAGGACAGUACAGAGACCCCCUAAAUGUC